Molecule: messenger RNA, 678 nt
Organism: Amborella trichopoda
Lineage: Eukaryota; Viridiplantae; Streptophyta; Magnoliopsida; Amborellales; Amborellaceae
Source: RefSeq, a predicted model, not a curated record
GAUUGCUUCCCCUCCAUGAAGGCUUUUUGCACACGGCCGCACCACUUCUAUUCACACCCGCCAUCUCUCUCUCUCUCUUUAAACUGCUCUCUCUCUCAGCUUUACUAUGUGCUUCUUUGUAGGGAUACUUAUAUUGGUGCAGUUUAGAGAAAAAGAGAUGGCAGGGUGUGAAUGAAAGUAGUACGACUGUGUGCAAGGACCCUUCCCUUCAUGGAGGGGAAACAAUCGCAUAGUUUCUCUUGGAAGUAAGAAACCCAGCUCCCCUGAUAGGCACCAUUUCACACCUGAGCAAAAGGAACCAGGAUGGAGAAAGUUUAUGGCAUACAUUGGACCUGGUUUUCUUGUCUCACUGGCCUAUCUUGAUCCUGACAACUUGGAGACGGAUCUUCAAGCAGGAGCAAGUUACCAGUACGAGCUGCUAUGGGUGGUGCUUAUUGGUCUCAUCUUUGCUCUCAUAAUUCAGUCAUUUGGAGCAAACCUGGGAGUCACUACAGGUCAUAGAAAAAGAAGUUCAUUGGGAUGUCUGAUCAAUGACCAGAUGAUGGCGACUCAUUGGACACACUUUCAAGUGGGGACAUGUUGUGGUGAUUCUCAGUGUUUAACUCCUUAUUUGACUGUGAUGUGAUGACGGUUGACAUACAUCUUUUUGAGCCAUGUCAUGUGUACAAUAAAGAGAAA